Lodderomyces margitis is the source of this 1935-nucleotide messenger RNA. It is a transcript of the gene GRF10, whose product is annotated as Grf10p. Gene Ontology annotation, biological process: cell differentiation; regulation of transcription by RNA polymerase II. Bases 1 to 1935 code for a protein of 644 amino acids. Gene Ontology annotation, molecular function: DNA-binding transcription factor activity, RNA polymerase II-specific; RNA polymerase II cis-regulatory region sequence-specific DNA binding. NCBI's taxonomy places the organism in Eukaryota, Fungi, Ascomycota, Pichiomycetes, Serinales, Debaryomycetaceae. The record is from RefSeq and is a predicted model, not a curated record. The transcript has a single exon.
AUGUCAGAAACCACAAUCAGUCCUAGAAACAACUUUAGCUUCAACAUCAAUCCCAAUGGCAGUAUAUCCACCACAUCUGCCACUACUGCCACCAUAGUCAGCACUGCCAGUCACAACAACACCCCUCAAAAACGUAUAAGAGCCACUGGUGAAGUGUUGAACUUUCUAAUACUGGAGUUUGAAAAGAACCCUAGUCCUAGUCCUGAUCGUAGAAAGUAUAUUAGUGACAAGGCACAAAUGAAUGAAAAGGCAGUCAGAAUAUGGUUUCAAAAUAGAAGAGCUAAACAAAAGAAACACGAAAGAAGUUUAAGACAAGGCCACUCAUCAGUGUCAUCAGCCGCAUCUUCGUCUUCAUACUCAUCAGCAUCAGCAUCAGCAAACACUGCUAUUAGCUCAUUUGGUAAAGAUUUGGCUUCACAUCAUACUACAUUUGAUUUCAUUCAAAAACACGUACCCAUUGAAAUCAAUGAAAAAUACUCAUUUAUCGAUUGUACUUCACUAUCAGUCGGAUCAUGGCAAAGAAUCAAGAGUGGAAUUCAUAAACAACUGUUGUUGCAAAAUAAUUUAAUUAAUCUAUCACCAUUCAAUUUAAACAACGUUAUGCAACAAGUUGAUUUAUUGGUUUUACUUUCAAGAAAGAAUCAUGAAUUGAAUUAUUUUUUUCUGGCAACUUCCAAUGAUUCGAGGAUUUUAUUUCGCAUUUUUUAUCCCUUAACAGCCAUUUCCAAUUGUUCAUUACAUGAUAACAACUUAGUUAAUCAACAGCAUAACCAUGAUAACAACAACAGCAACAGCAACAACAGCAAUAACAGCAAUAAUGACCACGAAUUGAGGAUCCAUUUAUGUCAUCAACCUAAAUUUUCAGUGUAUUUCUUCAAUGGGUUAAAUUCAACAACUAAUCAAUGGUCAAUCUGUGAUGAUUUCAGUGAGGGACAACAAGUCAGUCGAGCUUAUUCAAGUUCAGUUGAUCAAGAAUAUCGAUUUAAGGAUUUUGAUCCUAAAACUGGUGACGAAGAGGAAGGAGAGCAUGAAAAAGAAGCAAACUCAGAUGUACCUCACGUGCUUGUUGGAUCAAAGAUUGCCCUUAACUAUCUCAGCACCUAUAUAAGUCAGAGCAUAGUGGGGUUAAAUAAUCACAACAACAAUUGCAGCAACUACAAUACACCAAAUACUUCUGCUGCUGCUACUGCUGCUGCUGCCACCUCCACAACCGCUGAUGUGAAUAAUUCUCAAUUUGGUAUACCAAAUAUGACAUCGAUUCCACCCGAAACCAUUGCCUCAAUGAAACAUCAUUCAUUUGAUCUUGGUGUUCCAUCCAGCGGACAAGAUUCCCAAUCAACCUGGCCCUAUGAGUUGUCGUCGUUGGCUUUGAACAUUGACACCAACAACAACACCGAUUCCCACCACAACCACAACAAUGUUUCAUUCUCAUCACAACAGAAUAUGUCAGUACCUAGCUCAGCAACAGCUACAGCUGUAACCACAUUCAAUGGACUGCCCUUUUCAACCACUUCCAACCAAUUUUAUCUCGCAGACACACCACAAUCUUCACAAUCAUUUGGUAAUUACAAUAACAACAAAUUAGAUCCUUUGAAUUUCACCACCACCAACAAUAUCAAAACUACUUCACCGGAAGAUGUGCUUUCAUUAUCAAGUGAUCAUCAACAACAACAACAACAACAACAACAACAUCUCAACUUUGCUGGUACUGGUGUCAAUGGUGCUACACCAUUGGGAAUGACCAAAGAUUCGAUAACAACUGCCUAUAUCCAUGGAAACCACCAAACUAACAAUGCAGUUGGGUUAUCUGACUCUGUACCUUACUUGAACAACAAUGAUUUUGACCAUAUCAAUCUUAUCAGUGGCGAGAAUGGAGCAACACCAAGUCUUGAAUAUGAAUCGUCUCAUAUCGAUUUCAUCGAUUUCACUAGUUGA